Molecule: messenger RNA, 1653 nt
Organism: Momordica charantia (bitter melon)
Lineage: Eukaryota; Viridiplantae; Streptophyta; Magnoliopsida; Cucurbitales; Cucurbitaceae
Product: putative UDP-glucosyl transferase 73B6
Molecular function (GO): UDP-glucosyltransferase activity
Source: RefSeq, a predicted model, not a curated record
UAAACUAUAAAAUCAAAAACUCCAGUUUCCAAAUUCUUAGCAGUAGUUGCUCGUCACCAUGGAAACUCCAAACUUCAGCAUCUUUUUCUUCCCCUUUUACACUGCCAGCCAUAUUCUUCCGAUGGUCGAUACGGCCAGACUAUUCGCCGCCCACGCCGGAGUUAUCGCCAACCUCGUCACCACCCACCGCAACGCCCUUUUGUUCGAAAACACCGUCAAUCUUGACAUCGAUCACGGCUCCCACAUCGUCGUUCACAAGCUCGAUUUCCCCUGCAAACAAGUCGGUCUUCCAGAAGGGGUGGAAAAUCUCAACUCCACCACUUCCCCCGAAAUGAAUCGAAAAGUUUUCAUGGCUGUUGGCCUUCUCCGCCAACCCAUGGAGCAAUUGCUUCGCGAUUACCGCCCCGAUUGCAUCGUCUCAGACAUGUUCUUCCCCUGGACGGUGGAUGUGGCAGAGGAACUCGGAAUUCCGAGGGUCCAUUUCAAUCCAACCGGCUACUUCCCUCGCUGCGUCUUACACAGCCUCAAAACAUACGCCCCUCACGACAAAGUUGAGUCCGAGGCCGAAAACUUCGAUGUCCCCGGCCUCCCGGAUCCGAUUCAGAUGAAGAGGUCUCAGCUGGCAGGGGAGGUGAAAUCGAAAACAGGGUACGCGUUACUAAAAGAGAAAAUGGAAGAGGCAGAGACUAGAAGCUACGGAACCAUUAUGAAUAGCUUCUCAGAUCUCGAGCCAGCUUAUAUUCAAUACUUCCAAAAUGUUAAACGGGGGAAAUUCUGGACCGUAGCACCCAUGUCUCUGUUCUGUAGAAAAUCAAUUAGAAACGGGGAAUCGAACAAUACCAUUAACAGAGACCAAUAUGAUUUCUUCAGCUGGCUUGAUUCUCAGAAACCCAAUUCGGUGUUGUAUGUUUGCUUUGGGAGUAUGGUCAGAUUCUCGGCGGAGCAGCUGAAGGAGAUAGCCAUGGCAUUGGAAGCCUCCGGGAAGCUGUUCCUCUGGGUUUGCAGACCGCCGGAAAAUAUUCCAAAAGGCGAAGAAUGGUUGCCGGAGGGGUUUGAGGAGAGGAUAAGGGAACGAAACGUUGGGUUCCUGAUCAAGGGGUGGGCACCCCAGGUGCUGAUCUUGGAUCACCCCUCCGUCGCCGGAUUCAUGAAUCAUUGUGGAUGGAGCUCUGUUCUUGAGGCUGUAACCGCGGGCGUGGCACUGAUUACGUGGCCGCUAUUUGCAGAACAUUUCUACAACGAAAAGCUGAUCGUGGAUGUGUUGAAAACUGGGAUUGAGGUGGGGUCGGAGUACUGGAACGAAGGAUUCAGCAUAACUACUCCUACGGUUACGAAGGACAAAAUUCAAAAUGCGGUUUGCCGGUUCAUGAGCGGUUCGGGGGAGGCGGAGGAAAUGAGACGGCGAGCCAAGGAGCUGAAAAGAAUGGCGAAUAAGGCGGUUGAAGAAGGUGGGUCUUCCCAUUUGGAUUUCAUGGCCUUGAUAUCGGAGCUUAAAUCGGCCAAAUGAGCCUCAGAACUCAAAAGAGAACGACUUUGAAAUAUGCUUGUUUAGUCGCCGUUUUGUUUAUUCAGAGUAGUGGCAGCAAGAAUAAGAUUACAGCCGAGGAGAUAAAUAUUUUCCUUCGAAUAAUAAAGCAAUUUUUACCUUUUAAA